Messenger RNA from Onychomys torridus (southern grasshopper mouse), 2930 nucleotides. It is a transcript of the gene Ncr3lg1, whose product is annotated as natural killer cell cytotoxicity receptor 3 ligand 1. Gene Ontology annotation, cellular component: external side of plasma membrane. Lineage: Eukaryota; Metazoa; Chordata; Mammalia; Rodentia; Cricetidae. The record is from RefSeq and is a predicted model, not a curated record. The transcript is spliced from 5 exons. Gene Ontology annotation, biological process: T cell costimulation; cell surface receptor signaling pathway; negative regulation of T cell proliferation. Bases 60 to 1073 code for a protein of 337 amino acids.
AGCCUGCCCUGCUUCACUACUCAGCUGGUGGAAGUGCACGUCCUGCUGCUCAUGACAAGAUGACUUCACAGAGUUGCCAGAGGGGUCGAGAGAGUGCAGGCAGGAGCUACAGGGGGCCAUGCCACACUGCAGUCUGCAGUCAGGCCUCUUCACUACGUGGCCGCAACCUAGAACCACCCAACAAAUAUGGAGGGCAGAGCAAGCUAGUCCAGUCCAGCACUGUGGGCUCCUCGUGGGUGGCAGAGUGCCAAGCUGGCUUGCUGAGGAUGCUAUUAUUAUCAUUGCUUUUGUGGUGCAUGCCCAUGGCAGGUGGGCUGGAAGUGAAAACCACGGAGAUGACCCAGAUGGCUUUCCUACACGACAAUGUCACUAUACCCUGCAAAAUCCCUGGGUCGCCCCACCUGAACAUCACGACUGUGGGAAUCAUCUGGUCUUGGAAGAAAGAGCAGAAUGAAUCUGAGGUCUCAAUAUACGAGUUUUAUGGAAAUCACGAGAAGGUGUUCCGACCUGGAGCCAGUGUGUCAUUGUGGGGGCUGGAAUGGGGCGAUGCCUCACUCCAUCUGCCCAGGAUCGAGCUGAGUGAAGCAGGAGAAUACCAAUGCAAGCUGGUGGUCACCCCUGAAAAGGCAGAGGGAACGGCCAGGCUAGAUGUUGUGGCUUCCCCAGCCACGAAGUUGUUUGUGAAGCCAGCUACAGUGAGAAAUGGUGAAGACCAGCACAUUAUAUGUGAGCUAGAUGGAUUCUACCCAGAAGCCUUUGACUUAAAGUGGGAGAAGAGCACCCUGAAUGAUCCCAACUUCCGAGUGAUUACUGAGGGCGUCAUCACUGGUCCCACUGUGAGGAACGAUGAUGGCACCUUCAGUGUUAUCAGCUCCUUGGCCCUGAAACCAGCCCUGGAAGGCCAUGGGAAUACCUACUCCUGUGUGGUGUCACACAGAUCCUUCCUUGGCUCCAAGAGGCUCAGUGUUACGCUGCCUGAGAAAAGACUUAUGGAGAUAUAUGUUACCAUUGUUAGUCCCUGUAUUCUCCUGGCUUUGGUGAUAGUUUUUCGCCUCUGGAGCUGUCUGAUCUAGGUGCUGCUCGUCACCUUGCAGGAAGCCUUACGUGAAGAAGGGCAGGCACGAAGGCAGUGAGUCGACCUGAUCCUCGUACAGCCGUCCCUGUCUUUACUGCGUCCUUCCGUGUCCUCCACAAGUGGGCAGUCUCUUGACUUCGUGGCGUUUGCUAAGAAAACUUAGGCUGCAAUUUUUAAAGAUCAAUUUUUAGGAUUAUUUUCUACAUGAGACACUUAGUCAUGAAAACACAGUGUGCCAAAGCUUCUAGUGAAAACGUGUCCAGCUCUAAGUGCCUACUAAGAUAAAUAACUUAAUGGAAAACAAGCUCAAGCCAAACCCCAGAUCUAUAGUGGGAAAGAAUUAAGAUCAGGACAGAGAUUAAUCAAAUGGAAAUGAAAAAUUACAAAAUUUGUAAAUCUGCUCAACAAAUCCUUACCCCAGCUAACUGGCAGAAAGCAAAGCCUCACCUGAUAAAGUCAGAGGUGCAAAAGGAGCCAUCCAGAAACUCGGGGAGCACCAGGACAGUCUUUAAAAGCAGAUAUUCCACUAAGUUAGGAGAUUUUAAAGUAUUUGAUGAAUUACUUUGUGUAUAUGAUCUACCAGAAUUAAACCCAGAUGAGACAAAUGAUUUAAACAGAUCUGUUAGGAGCAGUGAGAUUGAUGUUGUAAUAAUAAUAGUGAUAAUGAUAAUAAUAAUGAUAAACAACAACAUCACCAAACAAAGCAGUGUUCAGGCCCUGAUGGAUUCACUGGUAAAAGCUACCAGAUUGCCAAUGAAGUACUAUCACCAGCCUUUCUGAAGAGAGGAAAGACCACUGCCAAACUCUCUCACAAGCCCAGCAUUAGACCUAUUUGUAAGCAAGUAUUUUUAGUGUCUGUGACUAGGAAUUUGUAAAGCUGGGUAUCUGAACUUGAUGUAUUGUUCAAAAGUUUACAAAGCCAAGUGACCCAUGGUUGCUCUCUUUUAUAUGAAAUGUAUUAAGACCAGGGAAAGACUUGACAAGCACAACCCUGCUAUGUGAAGCCCAUAUCUACCUCUGUUUGCCUUGAAGUAAGUGUUUUGUUAUUGUAUGUAUGAGAUGCACUUGCACUGCAGAGAAAGGGUCUGUGGACACAGCUCUAAAAUCGUAAGAAUCCUUACAAUUUUACAGUGUAGAACUGGUGUCCUACUGGCCAGAGAGUCUUAAGUUCUUCUUCACUAAUAGAUGGUGAGUUAGCGGAGAAGAGAUUUCUGUGCAAUCACGAUGGUCAGUGCUGCUCCUGCUGUGUUAGGCCUUCUAAGAUGCAAAGCUUAGGAGAGCAGGAAGUUAAUCUCCUCCAAAGUAGAACUGGUAAUGGUGCUAUCUGAGGCAGGAUAGGAAAACAGCAGAGAUGGGGAGAGGACGGAAUGCCUUGCUCUGGAGUCUGGUUGGAGCCUCUCACAUUUUUGAGUUGUGUGUGACAGUUGCUAACAACAGGGUCAUAUAUGUAAAAGUGUUAAAAUAGCAACACAGCAGGCCUUGGCGGACCAGUAAGGCCUCCCUCCUCUCCCGUGGGAUGUGCUAACUGCCUGUAUCUCUGCAACCUAGACUUGUCUGGUGCCAGGUGCACCUCAGGGGCUACCCUUUGGAGACAGUGACUUCCAAAGUCAUCUGAAUUCUUUGUGUAAGCCAGACACGGCAUUGCACAGCUUUAAUCUAGCACUUGGAGGCAGAUGUCUGUGAGUUUGAGGCCAGCUUGAUCCACAUAGUAGGUUCCAGCCCAACACAAUGAGACACUGCCUCAAACAAGUAAGAUAAAUAGUAAAUUCUAUUUAUUAGUAUUGUAAAGCCAAUGAAGUUAAGUUAUUCUCUGGGAAGUCCACAACCGUGGGCUAUGAUUUUUUUAAAUUUUUCU